This is a messenger RNA of Tricharina praecox, 6751 nucleotides long. RefSeq lists its product as uncharacterized. Gene Ontology annotation, biological process: ubiquitin-dependent protein catabolic process via the N-end rule pathway; protein ubiquitination. NCBI's taxonomy places the organism in Eukaryota, Fungi, Ascomycota, Pezizomycetes, Pezizales, Pyronemataceae. The coding region runs from base 229 to 6516 and encodes 2095 amino acids. Gene Ontology annotation, cellular component: cytoplasm; ubiquitin ligase complex. The transcript is spliced from 5 exons. The record is from RefSeq and is a predicted model, not a curated record. Gene Ontology annotation, molecular function: zinc ion binding; ubiquitin protein ligase activity.
CAGAACUCCCAGUUUCCGACAUACUAGUACCCGACCAAACAAUUCUCCCACCUUGAAAGCCAUCCGCCACGGAUCUCGACAUCUGCUCCUGCAUAUGCUUAUGACCUUUCUCUCUAUUGCGAAAUCGAACUCUCCCAGUCCUAGACAGAGCUGUGCCCUCGACUCGAUAGCUGCCUUUUAGCUGAACGAUAAAGCAGCUCCUACACCGCCGCCAGACGAGCCAUCGCCAUGUACUUCACCGAUUCAGAAUCCGCUCUCCCUCGCCGGCUGCGGGAUGCCCCCAAAUCAUAUGACUAUCGAUACACCACCGCAGUACAAGUGGCCCUGCUGAAAGACCUUUUCAACUCCCUCGGGUGCCACCGCCGUGACUACAUGAACUACUUCUUUCCGAACGGUCUCCCCACCGAGAAUACACCCGAGGCGUGGAGUCUAUCAGCAGCUCAGGGCGCAACUGAGGGGGCGGAAUAUAGUGCUGGGGCGAGAGGAAAGCCGUGUGGUCACAUAUUCAAGAGCGGGGAAGCUACUUAUCGGUGCAAGACCUGCUCACUCGACGAUGCGUGUGUUCUCUGCAGCAAGUGCUUCGAGUCCUCGGACCACGACGGCCAUACCGUUUUCGUGAGCGUUUCGCCGGGGAACAGUGGAUGUUGCGACUGCGGCGACGCCGAAGCGUGGAGGAUACCCGUCAAGUGUGCUAUUCACACGCCAACCGGCGACACCACGUCACCAAUGGAAACCGAUGAUACCUCUCAACGGCUACCCCCGGAACUCGUUGCCUCCAUCCGCAAUACAAUUGCCAGGGCGCUGGACUAUUUGUGCGACGUCAUUUCGUGCUCUCCCGAGCAGCUGCGCCUGGCCAAAUCAGAAGCGGCGAUCCGGAAGGACGAAGCGCACUCCCGGUUGACGUCUAGAUAUCAGGUUCCCGAGACUGAUGAUGAUGAUAUGGAGUAUGCGCUGGUGCUCUGGAACGACGAGAAGCACACCAUCGCAGACGUCCAGAAGCAAGUGUCGAGAGCAUGCAGGGAGACGUCGGAAUUUGGCAAAUUGCGUGCACACGAGGUCAAUAACACUGGCCGGUCUGUCCUACGCUAUUCUACAAAUAUUGCACAACUGCUAGACAUCUCGCGAAUUAUUGAGCAUAUCAAAGUUACCGUUACAAUCCGGUCGGCGAGGGAUACGUUCCGCGAGCAGAUGUGUGGAACCAUCAUCGAGUGGUUGGACGAUAUUGCUGGUUGCAGUGUCGGCGGAGAUCACAAUAUCAUCCGGACUACGAUCUGUGAAGAGCUGUUGAGUCUCUGGCGAGUGGGCUCCAAAGCUUCUAAUACCGAAAUCGGCCAGCAAGGCAUAGAUGACCACUCUUAUACGGAGGAGCGGAUUAAUGUCGACGUCCAAAUGCAGUACCUGGUACCUAUGGAGCUUACUGGUGUCGCGGAGGUGGAAGAUGAGGAUAUGGAAGUUGAGGUGGUGGGGGGUGCCGUUUUCGGUGACGAUGAUGAGCUUGACGAGGACGACGUUGAUAUGGUUGGUAGUGGUGGCGGGAAUAGUGAGGAUGGUAAUAGCCUAGGGGAUGGUGCAUUCACGAUUCAGCGGUUACUGCGGGCGGACGAGUUUGAUACGCCACGGCCCGUCGAUCUCGACGGCACCAACGAACGGCACGCGGCGGAUGACCCCGAGAGUGGCGCUCCUCGAAUUCCGCACACCCCUCAUAUUCCACCGCUACAUGGCUCCAGAAUGAAGGGACCUGCCCCUCCAUACUGGACCGAGAAGCCAACUGGAUAUGCCCGUAGCAAUGUUCCCGCGCACGAAGACUUACGGCAACGAGUGCGUCUUGACUGGCUCAUCAUGUUUGAUUUGCGUCUUUGGAAAAAGGCGAGAAUCGGUCUACGAGAUCUGUACAUCAGCACGGUUGUGGCGAUUCCUCAGUUCAAGCGGAUAUUAGGGCUACGCUUUGCUGGGCUCUAUCCUGCAUUGGCCGAAUUGUAUCUCAUCGCAGACCGAGAGCCGGACCAUUCUAUCAUCAAUCUUUCGCUGCAGAUGUUGACCACGCCGACAAUCACGGCUGAGGUUGUGAAGAGAGCCAAUUUCUUGACAACAUUGACCGCCAUCAUAUAUUCCUUCCUAACCACACGUCAAGUGGGGCUUCCGUCCGAGAUCAACCCCGCCGCAACGCUUGCGUUCGAAGGCGGUCCGCUGACGAACCCACUCACCAACCGCCGGAUGUAUCACUUUUUCCAAGAUAUGCGAUACCUGUUGGGGUCGAAAUAUGUUCAAGAACAGAUCCGCUCCCAUCCGCGAUACACAUUGCAGUUCCUCGAUCUUGUUAGGCUUCACCAGGGUAUCUGUCCCAAUGUGCGAGCAGUGACAGAGCACGUUGAGUACGAAGCUGAGGCCUGGAUUAGUGCUUCUCUGGUUACGAAGGAAAUUAACAAAAUGUCUCGUCAAUUCUCUGAAGCGUUUCGCACGGAAGGACCCAAAAUUGAGGACUACCUUCGUCGCGCAAUCGCCACGGCCGCAAAAUAUGCCAUCGAGAGCUCGUUGGGAUUUGAAAAACAUCGUUACCGGCAGACCGAGAUGAAGUCUGAGCCCGAGUUCAAGCAGGUUGGUGGUUUCGCAUUCGACACAGACAGGUGGGGUAAACCGUACACCUACAAGAUCGUCCGGUUUUCGGUGGAUAAGCAACCAAUCAGUUUUCAUCACGCGCUGCAUUAUAGUCUUUCAUGGCUCAUCGAGGCUGGAAAGAGCAUGACGAACGAUGAAUUGCGCCCCAUUCUGCUGCUGAAAUGGGAGAUGUUUAAGUCACGCUUCACCAAGAGUGACACCGAUCUCGAGCCCGAAGAUCUUGCAGUCGCCAUGUUUGAUUACCCACUCCGAGUUUGUGUGUGGCUGGCACAAAUGAAGACGAACAUGUGGGUGCGGAAUGGAUACAGUCUCAAGCACCAGAUGCAAACAUACCGCAGUGUAACGCAGCGCGAUCUUACACAUCAUAGGGAUAUCUUUCUGUUACAGACGUCUCUGGUGACAGUUAAUCCUAGCCGGAUGCUUGUAAGCAUGAUUGACCGCUUCAACCUGAACCAUUGGAUGGAGGGAAACUAUUCUACGCCUACCGGUUACGAUGAUGCGCAAGUCCUGGAUUUGGCGGAAGACUUCCUGCACCUGUUGAUUGUGAUAUUGAGCGACCGGCUGCCACUGAUACCGCAGGAAGAGGAGCCUGGCUUGCAGGCACUGAGGAUCCGGAGAGAGCUGGUUCACACUCUCUGCUUUAAACCGAUGCAAUACUCAGAUCUUUCACGACAGAUUCCCGAGCGUCUGCUGGAUAGCGAGACGUUCCAGGAAGUACUUACCGAAGUUGCCAACUAUCGUCCACCCGAUGGUCUCGCAGACUACGGAACUUUUGAACUGAAGGAAGCCCAUCUCGACGAAGUCGACCCGUAUAUUUCGCACUUCACUAAGAAUCAACGCGAAGAUAUCGAAGUGAAGUAUCGAGCAAGGAUGGCCAAGAAGCUGGGAAAGCCGGAGACGGAGAUCGUUUUCGAGCCUCGCCUACUUCCCAUCCGCUCUGGAGUGUUCAAGGACCUCGCGGCUUUCACCAGGACGCCUGUAUUCGCUCAAAUCAUCUACUAUUUCCUGGCUUAUUCCCUUCAUUUCAAGACGUUUACCCCUGCCAUUCAAGAAACUCGAGUGGAGAUCUUCUUGCAAUUGGUCCUGCAUCUAUGCCAGCUUGCCACUCUUGAAGAUACCGCGGAAGAAGGCGCAGCUGAUUCCUUUAUCCUCCAUGCGCUCGAGAAGCAGGCACCCGCCUUUCCGAGCGAGGUCGAGGGAGGUGACAAUGGACAGCGGACAAUCGCCACGGCUCUUUACCGCCUGGCCGAUACGGAGGAUUUCAAGGGUUGCCGAGCCAAAAUUAACCACAUCUUGCGGAGCUUUAAGCAGAAACAGCCUACCGCUUUUGCUACCGUAGCCGCCUGGGCUACUGCGAUGGGCGAGAAACUCGAGGUGGACGAGCAAGAUUUGCAAGAGGCGGAGAUGCAACGGAAAAAGCAGAUGGCCAUGGAACGCAACGCUAGGAUUCUAGCACAAAUGAAAGAACAGCAGCAAUCGUUCUUGGCCAACACCACAUUCAAUUUUGGUGAUUCCGGUGAUGAUCUUAGUGAUACUGAGAGCGACGCUUCGCCUACGGAGGAGAAGAGGUUGUGGAAGUAUCCUACCGGCACCUGCAUCCUUUGCCAGGAGGAGAUGAAUGAUUCCAAGCUUUACGGGACACAAGCAUUUGUCACCGAAACCAACAUACUCAGGCAGACAGACCCUACCGAUGCUGAUUACGUGUACGAGGUUGCGAAAACGCCCGAGAGUCUAGACCGUGACGCUUCCGCGAUACGACCAUUUGGAGUUGCGGGUAUGAAUCGCAAGGUUCACACAAGACUUGCCAAGGAUGGGUCAGAGGUGUUUGCUGAGAGACAGGGCUUGGGACGUGGGUUCCCUCAAGACAAGGCAACACAAGGACCCAUCGUCACCAGUUGUAACCAUCUCAUGCACUUCAGUUGCUUUGAGCAUUACUGCGAAUCCACCCGACGACGCCACCCCUUCCAAAUCGCGAGAAACCAUCCGGAGCGACUGGAGAAGAAGGAGUUUGUGUGUCCGCUGUGCAAGGCCUUGGGUAAUGCAUUUCUGCCGAUUGUCUGGAAGUCUCAAGAAGAGACGCUCACGGGAGGUGUGUUGCAACCUAGCCAGGCGUUUUCUGAAUGGUUGAAGGGACUGGGACCUGCGAUCAGCCGACUGGAGAAGGCUGGAGAAGACACUGGUGUGGGCAGAAUCCAGGACCUGUUCCGAGAGUACAGCGGCAGCCGCAUCGUUCCUCGUAUAUCCAAUAUGCUGCAACUCCAUCCCUCGGCUUCUAGGCAGGAAACGAUGGUUGAGCUACGGACCCGACCGAGCAAUGCCAGCGACUCUCCUCUCAUAGCCCCUCAUCCCACGGCGCCUCGCACUCCACUGGCUCCCCUGGACGAGCUGCAGAAAACGUAUUUGCGCUUGCGAGACACAUUCUUAGACAACAAGAUACAGUCUUCAUACCAGAAUUCACACAUUCAGGCCUCGUGGGCAUCCGAAUUGACGCAGAGCGACUCGCUAGUACGCACCCUUGGAUUCUCCAUAUCCGCCAUCGAAAUCGCACAGCGUGGGCUCGCAUCCGAAUCCGGCUUUACUCUUCUCGACCGGAUACCACCCCAGACAAUCACGCACCUGCGCAUCCUGUCGGAGACGAUCUCUUCGUAUUUCGCUGUUGGCACCCUUCAAUCCUGUGAAGUGGUGGGGACUAGAAAGCUUCAUCAAUUUGAGGACAUGGUGAGGGACCAGCUGCAACGGUUGUUCAUUGGCCAUCCGCAGUUGUUCGAAGACCACGCGAAAGUCCAGAUGGCUAUCCGAGUUGGGCCACUGCUGUCAUCGGACGCAUUCUUGUUCUUGGCUGAAUGCUCGGUCUGCUCGGUGCCGGGCUUCUCUUGGGACAUACUUCACAUCAUGCGCCUGUGUUAUACUGUGGAGAUCGUUAAGGCUGUUAUCGUCUUUGGGCGAGACUGCGAGCUUCCAGAUAUACUACGCGAAUGGGAGAGGUCCGAGAGACUUGCUGAUAUCGAAGGCGAGAUUGGCUAUACCGAGGCCCAGCUGGAUUCGUUGCAGCAAUUUGUUAAGUUUGUGGAGAAGUCCCUGGGUAAAACUGUCGGUGGGUUGUCCAGUCAUUCCAGCUUCUCCCUUGCGGUAUUCCGCCACCUUGUUGGAGCUUACGCCACGCCGUUCCUUCGGAAGUGCAUUAUCCUCCUACAUACUCGGUUCGGCGUUGUCUUCCCGCCUAGUGGCUUCGCCGAGAUGACAGAGUCCGAGCAAGUUCGCUUGUGCCGCGUCCUGCGCCUCCCUAGCGUCGACGAGAUCUUGGAGACUGCCCUGUCAAAGAAUAGCGAGGGAGAGUACCUACAAGGUGUCAUCGCCGGCUGGUGCCGGCACCUCACCAUCCGCAAGACGUCGGUUACGAUGCCUCACCCCGGCAUCCUUGAACUUGUCGGCCUGCCAAAGAACUACGACGUCUUGGUCGAAGAGGCCAUGAAACGGAGAUGUCCGUCCACCGGGAAUGAACUCACUGAGCCGAGUGUGUGUCUCUUCUGUGGAGAGAUAUUCUGUUCUCAGGCGCGUUGCUGUCUUGAGAGGAUUGGAAACGAGGAGGAGGGAUUCAGGGAGAUUGGGGGAUGCAACAUCCAUGUCCGGAAGUGUGGCAAGACGGUGGGCUUGUUUAUCAAUAUCCGCAAAUGCGCGCUGCUGCAUCUUCACGAUUACCACGGGUCUUGGAAUGAAGCGCCGUACCUGGAUGCACAUGGAGAGACGGAUGUGGGCUUGAGACACCACCGCCAACUCUUCCUGAACCAACGUCGCUACGACGCCCUGCUCCGCAACGUCUGGCUGCAGCACGGCAUCCCCUCGGUGAUCUCGCGGAAGAUGGAGUCAGAGCUGAACACGGGAGGAUGGGAUUCUUUGUGAGAGGAUGACAAGGAUUUAAGGUGUAUUGGGCGUUGGGCUUUUGUUUCGUUCUUGUUUCUUGAUGUUGCGUAGGUGAUUGGUAGUAUACGUAUUGGGAUAUUACCUUUGCGCGAGGUUGGGGACGGGGGUUUCGAUGAGAUGAGAUGAUUGUGCUUCUGAGAGCUUGGUGAUGUCGCUACAUAAGGGCUGUUCUGUAUAGUAAACACGUGAAAUACUACCGGGACGUUUACCGGCG